Anastrepha obliqua is the source of this 354-nucleotide messenger RNA. Its product is annotated as collectin-46-like. The record is from RefSeq and is a predicted model, not a curated record. The transcript has 2 exons. Bases 1 to 354 code for a protein of 117 amino acids. NCBI's taxonomy places the organism in Eukaryota, Metazoa, Arthropoda, Insecta, Diptera, Tephritidae.
AUGAGACUACUAACAGUGCUGAUCUCUUUUGGAUUCAUCGCUUUAGCUGCGUCAAAUUUUGUCACACAGGUUGGCCCACCUGGCCCGCCGGGAGUGCCAGGUGUGCCCGGCCCACCGGGACAAAAAGGUGAGAAGGGCGAGCGUGGCUCAGAUGGACGCGUUGGCUUAGCUGGCCCACAAGGAGGAAGUGGACGACGCGGUCACAUGGGCGCUCCUGGUCCAAUAGGACCUCCAGGUCCGCCGGGUUUGCGUGGACCACGCGGUUACGAUGGUGAGCGGGGACCAGAGGGCCCGACAGGACCAACGGGACCAACCGGUCCAACUGGACCCGCAAGUACUACUACUACAGGCUAA